This is a messenger RNA of Oncorhynchus kisutch (coho salmon), 11096 nucleotides long. Its product is annotated as ras/Rap GTPase-activating protein SynGAP. The transcript is spliced from 20 exons. The record is from RefSeq and is a predicted model, not a curated record. Gene Ontology annotation, biological process: negative regulation of Ras protein signal transduction; regulation of GTPase activity. Bases 2123 to 6100 code for a protein of 1325 amino acids. NCBI's taxonomy places the organism in Eukaryota, Metazoa, Chordata, Actinopteri, Salmoniformes, Salmonidae.
GAGAGCGAGAGACGGAGAGAGAGUAUAAUCGAGAGAGAUUUCACCAAUCACUUUACAACACCUCCUUCGCCUCUUUCUGACUAUUUGCGUCUCAAUCAUCUCGUUGCAAGUGACGGAGCUAGAGGAACAGCGACAAGAGAGAUGGGAGACAAUGUAUACAAGAUCACCAACCUGUGCGACGCCAUCGAUCAUUCCAUCUUUCCAAGCUACCGAUAAAGUCUGACGCAGCACCAUAGAGAAAUAUAUUUUGACGAUAGAACAGAGGGAGCAUCAAAGCUGCAAAUCCUUUGAAUUAAUUAACCUGUUACUUUGGAUUGUGAUGCAUUUACAAUACAUGUCGGUUUAUUUUACUUCAAUGAAGGAUGACAGACUACGGACGCGUCCUCUGCUUCCCCGCUGCUAUCAGCAAACAGAAUGUAGUCUACGAAUUGUAAAAUAGUCCAUGUUUUACGUAUCUUCUGGAUUUUGGGCAUAUGCGCGCAUUGGAAAGGUAUAAUAAGUCUAUAGGCUAUAUUUUCUUUAUUGAUGGACAGACGUGGUGUGUACGCGCACAUAGCCUAAGCACGAUGAUGCAUUCGUAGCCUAGCUGUUGGCAUACACCCUAAAUCUCUACACACGUUUCUGCAUGUAUGAUAACCCCGACCUUGUCAUAUCGAUGAAAGUAGUGGUGAUUUAUGGUACGCAUUUCACCUAUCUCAAUCAUCACACAUCGUUCUGGGAAUUUUAAUCACAUUUCUGAUGGCUUGCAAUAAUCAGCAGUUUAUUUCACAGAAUACUGAAUGCAUUUGACAAACAUUUGACAGAUUCGCCUACUUGUUUAUUGAUCAUUAGGCUACCAGAGAGUGUUUUAAAAAAAAGAACGCCAGUUACGUAUUGAAAGAAUAAUAGGCUGCAAAAAUAAACACAACAAAAAGAUGAAAAAGGUCAGCCUCAGAAGAGAUUCUGUAGGUUACCGAGAAAACGGCAAAGGGGUCACAUUUCAGCGUUGGGGUUGUGAGACAGUCAGAAGAGAAGGAGCCGCUGCGGCCAAGGAGCCUUCUGUGGGACUGCACGACAAGGAGCUACCGCUGCCAGCGUUGAAAAGCAUGGCUUGGGGUUGGUGGAAGAAAGAAUCGAAUAAUCUUGAGACAUCAUAACGAUCAUUAUAACAAUAUACAUCACGAAAUCUUUUGAGUAAUAGGCCUACCACAUUUUUGAUUGUGUUAAGAGGUGUGGCAAGUAGCCAUUUCAACAAAAUAUAUAUAUAUAAUAUAUAUAUAUAUUGGUCAUUAUUAGCAUAUUUUAACAAAGGCUAUUUAUAAUGUGUAUGUUGUAUUUACUAAUAUGUAUAAUCUAAAGACUGUGUGCAGGUAUAUUUGAAUAAUAGCCUACUUGUAUUCUUAGUUGCACUGACCUUAUAGUAUUGUAAUAAUGGGAUGUUUGGAAAGACGUUACCACAGACACAAGCUAAGUCCAUGUCACAAGCGACACAAACUCAUUUGAAAACAGUAUCCUGUUAAUGUGCUUCUCCAAAAUCUGCACACUGAUGAGAACUGCCAGCAAGAUGAACAGCCUUAUCACUCAUUGUCCUCAAAAAUGCACAACAUUUUGGCAAAUUACAUAUGCUUACUUCACAGAGAGCUAUCUUCACUUAUUGAAAGUGUGUUAUCAUAAAUGCAAUUGCACACAUUCAAAGAACAUCUACAGUAAAGGUGAACAUUUUCAAAUGCAUACUAAUUUAGCUUAAAAUAACGAGAUGCACACACUCCUAUUCCUGUCCAUUGUGAUGUGAAGAGUACCAAUUUGGUAGUGAUAAAGGAGCAUGGAUAUCAGGCCACUUUAAGUGUCUCAAAUGUGGUCACAGAGAAUACUGUUAAGCACAAGCUAACUUAAAAAGGAGAGGACCCUAUACCCUAUUACUGGACACAUCUCAGCCUACACCCCCUGUGUUGUGGACCAACAAAACCUGGAACCUUUCUACUAACCCCCCUGCUUAAGCAACUUGGAAACCAACCCUGACUCUGACUCCCUGAUAUAACUCAGUUGUCAAGCUGCAGUACUUGGAAAUCAACGACUCACAGCCUGACUUUUGGAGCACGCUCGCGCUCGCAGGAAGAGCAUUGCCACUGCGAGACAGCCAAGCAUGGAAAUCCCUCCCACUGCCCCCCAACAACCCUUCAGACAACAAAGCUUCCUCAGUCGAAAGUUGAAGGGCUCCAUCAAAAGGGCAAAGAGCCAGCCCAAGCUGGAUCGAACCAGCAGCUUCCGCCACAUGAUUCUACCCCGUUUCCGUAGUGCUGAUCAGGAGAGGACACGUCUAAUGCAGAGCUUCAAGGAGUCCCACUCUCAUGAGUCCCUGCUUUCCCCUAGCAGUGCAGCGGAGGCUCUGGACCUCACGCUGGAUGAAGAUGCUGUCAUCAAACCUGUCCACUCCAGCAUAUUGGGCCAGGAGUAUUGCUUUGAGGUGACCACCAUUUCAGGGACAAAAUGCUUUGCCUGCCGCUCGGCUGCAGAGAGAGACAAAUGGAUUGAGAAUCUACAGAGAGCUGUCAAGCCCAACAAGGACAAUAGUCGAAGGGUGGACAAUGUGCUUAAGCUGUGGAUCAUUGAGGCCAGGGACCUUCCUCCUAAGAAGCGGUACUAUUGUGAGCUGUGUCUGGAUGACAUGCUGUACGCUCGCACCACCAGCAAGCCCCGCACGGACACUGUCUUCUGGGGCGAGCACUUUGAGUUCAACAACUUGCCUGCCAUUCGUAGCCUACGCCUGCACCUUUACAAGGAGACAGACAAAAAGCGACGCAAGGAGAAGAGCACGUACCUCGGCCUGGUCACUAUCCCCAUAUCGAGCAUCACAGGCAGGCAGUUUGUGGAGCAGUGGUAUCCGGUGAUCCAGCCCAGUGCUUUGGCUAAGGGUGGCGGUGUAGGCGGUGGCAAGGUCAUCAAUGCCUCAAUCCGCCUCAAGUCCCGCUACCAGACCAUGAGUAUCCUGCCCAUGGAGCUGUACAAGGAGUUCGCUGAGUACAUCACCAAUAACUACCGUACGCUGUGUGCCGUGCUGGAGCCUCUGCUCAGUGUCAAAAGCAAAGAGGAGGUGGCGUUCGCGCUGGUGCACAUUCUCCAGAGCACGGGCAAGGCGAAGGACUUCCUGUCAGACAUGGCGAUGUGCGAGGUGGAUAGAUUCAUGGAACGAGAGCAUCUGAUCUUUCGAGAGAACACCCUUGCUACUAAAGCCAUAGAGGAGUACCUCAAAUUGAUAGGGCACCGGUACCUCAAGGAUGCCAUAGGGGAGUUCAUUCGAGCUUUAUACGAGUCAGAGGAGAAUUGUGAAGUGGAUCCCAUGCGUACUCCACCGUCUGUCCUGGCCGACCACCAAGCCAAUCUUCGCAUGUGCUGCGAGCUGGCACUCUGCAAGAUUGUCAACUCUCAUUGUGUGUUUCCGCGGGAGCUGAAGGACGUAUUUGCCUCCUGGAGGGUCCGGUGUGCCGAGCGGGGAAGGGAGGACAUCGCAGACCGCCUCAUCAGCUCCUCCCUCUUCUUACGCUUCCUGUGUCCCGCCAUCAUGUCGCCCUCUCUCUUCAACCUCACCCAGGAGUACCCUGGAGAGCGGACCUCCCGCACACUUACCCUCAUCGCCAAGGUGGUGCAGAACCUGGCCAGCUUCUCCAAGUUUAGUGGCAAAGAGGACCACAUGUGUUUCAUGAACGAGUUUUUGGAGAUGGAGUGGGGCUCCAUGCAGCAGUUCCUGUACGAGAUCUCCAACAUGGACACGGGGAGCAAUGCCGGGGGCUUUGAGGGCUACAUCGACCUGGGCAGGGAGCUGUCAGUGCUCCACAGCCUGCUGUGGGAAGUCAUGGCCCAACUGAGCAAGGACGCUAUUCUGAAGCUUGGUCCCUUGCCACGUCUGCUGAAUGACAUCAGUGUAGCUUUGAGGAACCCCCAGCUCCACCGGCAGGCCAGCCACCAGCCAGACAGGCAGCAGGACAGGCUCAUCACACGGCCCUCCUUCAAUCGCCUGGUAUCAUCCGAUUUCCAGAGCCUCAUGAUGCGGGACCUCAACAGCUCAAUAGACAUCUCCCGUCUCCCCUCCCCAACCGCGGGAUUAUCUGGGGGUGGUGUCCUCUCGUCUCAUGUAAGCAUGGGAAGCUUUGCAGAACGAGACCCCCACGGCUCAAAGGAUGUUUUCUACGUGACCCGUCCCCCUUUGGCUCGGUCCAGCCCUGCAUACUGCACCAGCAGUUCUGAUAUCACUGACCCAGACCCAAAGGUCCUCAGUGUUAACAAAAGCGUGUCCAUGAUGGACCUGCAGGACUCACGCAUGAAUAGCAUCUCCAACCUCCAUUCAGUGGGCGAUAUGCUCAACUCCUCCCAGGCCUCUAUAGCAGGCUUGGGCCACAGUUUCGGGAACCUGGGCGGCCCGCUUCGCAUGGGAGGCCAUAUGUCCGCCGGUGGCUCUGGGAGCUCCGGCUUGAGGCUAAGCCAGAUGGGGGGACCCCUUCACCACAUGGGGGGUCCCACUGACUCUCUCUCCCAGCAGCAGCAACAUGCGGCAGCCGCCAUGCACUUCCCCCUCUCCUUCCAGAAUCCCCUCUUCCAUCUGGCUGCCGACAGCCCUCGGGGUCAGCCCCACAGUCGUCCUCAGGCCCAGCCACCUCCCCCUCCACUCUUGUUGGCCCCAGAGCUUGACAAUGCCCACCACCAACAGGGCUACGUGCGGGCAUUUGGCCACGGCGGCUUCUCGCGUAGUGAGGACCUUUCAGCCCUGCGGCCACAGAGCAGUCUGGUGCAGCCCAGUGUUGUCCACUCGCACAGCUACAGUGACGACUACACACGGCAAAACCAGAAUGCUGAAUACGCCCGGCGCCAGCUUUCGCUGCAAGUACAGGAGAAUCUUCAGCAGCAGAUUCUUAUGGGCAUGACCCCUCAGACGGCCACAGGCACGGGCACUCCCACCUCCUUGGCCACUCCCCCCUCCACCGUGUACCCUGUCCGUCAUGGCUCUGUAGCACCGCCUCCCCCACAGCGCCUCAAAUCCCAGCUGUCCAUCAGCCCCGGGGCCACCUCCACCCCUCCCAAGGCCCGCCCCCAGAGCAGGAACCUCCUUCUCCAGUCACCCGACUCCAGCUUUGGCGGCAGGCAGCCCUCGCAACAGCAACAACAGCAGCAGUUGUCCGUCAAACAGUCUGACAGCCCAGCCCCUGGGCUCCCGCACCAGUCGAGCUCUGCCAGGGACGGCCAGGGGGCGCCACAAGGGGGGAACGGAGAGACCACAGACACCCCGACUAAGAGCACAAAGCAGCCUCAGACCACAGACACCCCAACUAAGAACACCAAGCAGCCCCAGCCGCAGUCCCAGCAGCAGCAGCCUCCACAGCAGCACCUGCUCAAGCCGACAGUCAAUAAACAGGGUUCUCAGUCUCCCUCCACCCUGACCCCCAACGAGCGCACUGUGGCUUGGGUGUCCAACAUGCCACACCUCUCUGCCGACAUUGAAAUAUUGCGUAGCUCAUCGAACCUUGAGGACCUCAAGCUGAAGGAGUACUCCAAGAGCAUGGACGAGUCACGCAUGGAUAGGGUAAAGGAAUACGAGGAGGAGAUCCAUUCCCUGAAGGAGCGUCUGAUAAUGUCCCAUCGGAAGCUGGAGGAGUAUGAGCGCAGGAUGCUUUCACAGGAGCAGCAGACCAGCAAGAUCCUAUCACAGUACCAGAGCCGGCUGGACGACAGCGAGCGCAUGCUGAGGCAGCAGCAGCUGGAGAAAGACAGUCAAAUCAAAGGCAUUAUCAACAGGCUCAUGGCUGUGGAGGAUGAGUUGAGAGAAGAGGACUCUUCCUCUCUGGGUUCAGCAGACCCCCAUGGUCUCCCCGGAGGUGGGGGGGGGACAGCCACCGCCACUGCCAGGCCCGGGGUCUCCUUUUCAGGUGUCUCCUGUGCCAACUCCCCUUGGAAAGGAACCCUCCCUCCCCUCCCACCUCCCCGCCUACACGUCAGCCACAAUGGGGAACUCCAUGGCAACCGAGCCUACCCCUCGACUACUACCAUGGUUACGCCAGCCAGGAGCACGGCAUCAUGGACCUCGGCAACAGCAGCAUCAAAUCCGAGUUUAACCGGGGGGAGAGCAGUCUAAUAACGAAAUCCAAUCCAACCGUUUUACGGAGGACACCCUGGAACCUGACUGGCAGAGCUGAUAUGGGUCCCGGCAUAAUUCUAUUGGCUGGCAAAACAUAGAAGAGGUCUGCAGUACAUGGCUGCUCCAGAUCUGUUGACUUCCCACAACAAGCUGAACUUUUGGAUAAUUCAAGGGGGGGGGGGGUCUUCACAUGCUAACACACACACACAAACACACUCCUUCAUGCAUUUGCUCUUUCUCUCCCUCUCUCUGCAAUACCACUGUAAGUUUUGACCCUGGUGACAAUCAGCUCAAUAUGAGUGGUGAUGUUUACAUUGUCUGCUUGUUGCAGUGACCCAUUCACGAGUGAUGAAACAUGGCAAUAUUGAACCUGUUGUUUCUGUUUAAAUAGGUAUGACAAAGCACAAUACUGAGAAAGAGAGAGAAAGAGACUUUGGGGUAUCCCAAGAUUCCUCCCCCUACCUCAAAUAUUCACAUCACUUUAUUAAUUCCCCUGUGACAAACCUACUACACCGAGGCCUUCGCGAAAGCAGUAGGUUUUUUAACUGUUAUGCUGAACGCGUAACCCGCGGCCAGAGGGUAGAAUUCUUGAAAACAGAACCAGCACCCGGGAGCCUGUCGGAGAAACAUGCUGCCUACGCCCAUGUUUUAUUGAAAACAAUGGCAGCAAUCGGAUACUUUUACUGGGUAACGCGUCCAGUUAUGCUGUCAAACACUAUGGCUCCAAUUUAUGUUUUUUUAAUGUUCUUAGUAUUAAACUGAGUAGAUUAAUACUUAGUAUUACAGACGGUGAAUGAAAUGAAAGCCUAAUGCCAAUACUGCCCCUGUUCUCAGACUAUAUAUCUCUGUAAUGCCGUGAACAUAUCUAUUCUCUCUGGCCAAAUUGUUUCCUCCUUUUCCCUUGUACUGCUCUUCUCUAUCUCCACCCGAGAGUAAACAAACUAAAUAUGCACAGCCCUAUGUUUCACAACAGAAGGACAAAAGGUUUCGAUUAUCUAUGUCAUCUGGAUACAAUUUAAACCUAAGGAGCUGGGACAUAUGGACAUUGUUUUACAUUUCCUACAUAUGUGUUUUAAUGAUAUGAAUUACUCACCUGGACAUGUGUGGUGUUUGUUUCUUUAAAUUGAUAUCCCAGUAAGGUUUCUUUACAUUGUGGACAAUUCCUCUGGACCACUUCGCUUGUGUAUGUAUGGGUUCUCUUUGAGAUGGAAAAGAGGUGGAUUUGACCUGCUCUGCCUCCAUCAAAAUCUGGGACACACUGCCCUCUUGUGACCAUAGUAUCAAUCUGCACUCGAUAGCAGAGGAAGGAUGCUUCCUCAAGUGGUGCUCAGCUACAGAGCUCGUGUUUGGCUGGGGAUCAGGGAUGCUGCAAUUGUCAUGAGUGACCUGUUCCAGUUGAAUUGACGCCACUCUUUCACCUUGGACUCGUGCAGAUGCCUGGACUCCAACCUUCAGGUCGUACUCACCUCCCCUUAUCAUCACAUAGGGGUGUGGCAGAACAAUCAUCAGAUGGAAUAACUUAAUGUCUCAAUUAUUGAAUGGGUGUAUCUGUUCCUUGCAUAUAUAUAUAUAUAUAUAUAUAUAUAUAUAUAUGUGUGUAGUACCAGUCAAAAGUUCGGACACACCUACUCAUUCAAGUCUUUUUCUUUAUUUUUUACAAAUGUAUACAUUGUAGGAUAAUAGUGAAGACAUCAGAACUAUGAAAUAACACAUAUGGGAUCAUGUAAUAACCAAAAAUUUGUUAAACAAAUCAAAAUAUAUUGUAUAUUUGAGAUUCUUCAAAGUAGACACCAUUUUCCUUGAUGACAGCUUUGAGCACUCUUGGUAUUCUCUCAACCAGCUUCACCCGCAAUGCUUUUCCAACAGUCUUGAAGGAGUUCUCACAUAUGCUGAGCACUUGUUGGCUGCUUUUUCUUCUCUCUGCGGUCCAACUCAUCCCAAACCAUCUUAAUUGGGUUGAGGUCAGGGGAUUGUGGAGGCCAGGUCAUCUGAUGCAGCACUCCAUCACUCUCCUUCUUGGUCAAAUAACCCUUACACAGCCUGGAGGUGUGUUGGGUCAUUGUCCUGUUGAAAAACAAGGGAUAGUUCCACUAAGCUCAAACCGUGUGGGAUGGCGUAUCGCUGCACAAUGCUGUGGUAGCCAUGGUAGUUAAGUGUGCCUUGAAUUGUAAAUAAAUCACUGACAGUGUCACCAGCAAAGCACCCCCACACCAUUACCCCUCCUCCUCCUCCAUGCUUCUCAGUGGGAACCACACAUGGGGAGAUCAUCCAUUCAACUACUUUGCGUCUCACAAAGACACAGCAGUUGGAACCUAAGAUCUCAAAUUUGAACUAAUCAGACCAAAGGACAGAUUUCCACCGGUCUAAUGUCCAUUGCUCGUGUUUCUUGGCCCAAGCAAGUCUCUUCUUCUUAUUGGUGUCCUUUAGUAGUGGUUUCUUUGCAACAAUUCGACAAUGGAGGCCAGAUUCACGCAGUCUCCUCUGAACAGUUGAUGUUGAUGUGUCUGUUACUUGAACUCUGAAGCAUUUUUUGGGGCUGCAAUUUCUGGUAAGUCUAAUGAGCUUGUCCUCUGCAGCAGAGGUAUCUCUGGGUCUUCCUUUCCUGUGGCGGUCCUCAUGAGAGCCAGUUUCAUCAUAGCGCUUGAUGGUUUUUGUGACUGCACUUGGUAGAACAUGUCUUAAAGUAAUGAUGGACUGUCACUUAUCUUUGCUUAUUUGAGCUGUUCUUGCCAUAAUAUGGAUUUGGUGUUAUACCAAAUAGGGCUAUCUUCUGUAUACCACCCUACCUUGUCACAAGGCAAAGGGUGGCUACUUUGAAGAAUCUCAAUUAUAAAAUAUAAUUUGAUUUGCUUGACGUUUUUGGUUACAACAUGAUUCCAUAUGUGUUAUUUCAUAGUGUUGAUGUUUUCCCUAUUAUUCUACAAUGUAGAAAAUAGUAAAAAUAAAGAAUGAGUAGGUGUGUCCAAACUUUGACUGGUACUGUGUGUAUAUAUAUAGUUAAAUAUACAAGAAAAAGGUUCCAUGUACACUGAGUAUAUCAAAAAUUAGGAACACCUUCCUGAUAUUGAGUUGCCCCUCUGCUUUUUGCCUUCAGAACAGAAUCAAUACAUCGGGGCACAGUGAUGCUGCCCCAUGUUGACUCAAAUGCUUCCCACAGUUGUGUCAAAUUGGCUGGAUGUCCUUUGGGUGGUGGACCAUUCUUGAUAGACACAGGAAACAGCAGCGUUGCAGUUUUUGACACAAACCAGUGUACCUGGCAUCUACUACCAUUUCCCAUUCAAAGGUGUUCAAAUAUUUGGUCACCCUCUGAAUGGCACACAUACACAAUCCAUGUCUCAAUUGUCUCAAGGCUUAAAAGUCCUUAUUUAACCUGUCUCCUCCCCGUCAUCUAUACUGAUUGAAGUGGAUUUAACAAGUGACAUCAAUACGGGAUCAUAGCUUUUACCUGGAUUUACCUGGUCAGUCUAUGUCAUGGAAAGUCCAGGUGUCCUUAAUGUUUUGUACACUCAGUGUAUAUGGUUGGCUUGUACAGUAUGUGUGAAUAUGCAGUGUGUGUGUGAAGAAUUGUUCCCUAAGACAAAAAAAUCUAUAAAAAUACACCUCACAACGGCAGGGACGAGAGGGGGUACACAAGCAUGGCUACACACAGGAGCAGAUCCCAUGUCUUCUCAUUUGAGUUGUGUAUUGUCCUCUCUUGGUUCCCCCCACUCGAAGAAAAACAAAACAUCAAUCUUUUGUUUUCCACCCAUGCAAAUACACACCACCCUGUUCUGCACACGCAUACGCAAAAAUAACUAUUUCAAGCCUCACACACACAUAAGAACACCCUUUCACACAGACUCACAUACCAACUCUAACUAAAUGAAUCCCACAGAGAUUUCUGUAUAUGCUUUAUCUUUCCCUUCUAGUCAAACUAUGGAACUUUGACAUUAUUUUAUGUGUUGGUAAUUUCUGUAUAUAAAUUGGGGCAGUGGAUAUUACAAAUUCCCGCUUGAAACUAUUUAAUUCAUUUAAUCACUUUUCUUUUUAAUAUUUUAUUUUCUCAUAGUUCUAUUAAGGUACAUAUAUUUACAUACAGAUCUUUGUUGGUUUUAUGAGUAGACCUUAUGGUACGUUGAUUUUGUAGUGUUUGAGAUAGUUAAGGAUUUAGAUAGACUUAAGAUCAUGCUUUUCAUAGAUACAGGUGCACUAUAUUUAAAUGAUAUACUGUGCCUCUGUUCAAAUAUCAGAUUUUUUUUAAAACAAUGCCACAAUCCCAUUUCUCUUUUCAUCUACAAAGGCCUCAGAUCAACAUCUUCUCACGUCAAUAACCGAGUGUCCAAAAUACAAGUGAAUAGCAUAGAAAUGUUUGCUGUAGCCACAAGGAAUGAAUUGCCAUAUAUUGAUUUAGCCAAUAUAGGCAUUUUUUCAAGUUUCAAAUGUAAAUCAUUCUCAGCUGCUUUGCUAUAACAUUUCAUGCAUAUUACUCCUAGACAUGAGUAGAUUGUCAUACAAAUCAACUGAACCCUUAAUCGAUCAUAUUGAAACUACCUAUUUAUUCAUAACAUUGAGUGACGUGAUAUAAUGCCUUUUCUCUUAGCCUUCCCUUUGAUGCUACCCUUAUGAUGGGGCCUUCCCUUAAAGUUAGCCAUGCCCCUUGACAAGCCAUAACCUCUGAACACCCCACCCCCUCCUAUUGUCAAACUUUUAAUGGACAUUAGGGAAUGUCACAGACAUUUGUAUGCAGACAUUAUUUUGUGUGUAUACUGUAGAUCAAUGAAAAACAUAUUUAACAAAAUGUUAUGGAGAUUUCAUAUGAAUGUUAGUCUCAUGAUGGUAAUGGGUAUUGUAAUUAGUAUGAUGAUUAUUGUAAUUAUUAUUGCUAUUACAAUGAAUUAUUGAUAUUUACUUAAUUAAAUAGAAAUUGCUUUUAUGUGAAUAAGGGUGAAGUUUAUAUUUCUGGAGAUUUAAAUAAGCAAACAAAUGAAUAAAUAGAUAUAUCCCUAUCCUCCCA